UGUACGUUCGUACCUCUGCCUCCUUCUCAGUUGGCGUUUGACAUAGGCUAGGACAAGGCAGAGGCUGGGCUCCAUCUCCCAUUACCAGAGUCUGACAAUAUAUCGUUACCAUCCAACCAGUGUGUCUACCUUCAACCCUCGAUACCUCCUUUUUAAGAACCCCUACGACAAAUGGUGACAGCGGAGGGCCUGUAAUCCUGACGAUUACAGCAAUUUCUGGAGAUAAAUUUCCACUGGGCCUGCCGACAUCUUGUGAGUAGGCCUGCCGAGCAGGGUACGCUCGACCUACCCCAGCCAGCUACUUCAAGCCAGCUACUCUCUCAAGCUUCUACCAGCCACUACAUUAUUCACUGGUCAGUCUCUUUGUAUUAGUGUUCAUCUGCUUAUUUGCAUCACUCCCGAGGGGUUGACCCGAGUUUGCAAAAUAAGCCAGCUUCCAGUCAGUGGUGGGGGAGUCAGAACAACCGAGUCCCAAACUAGCCUACUCCAUCCAGUUCUUUUGCCUGCCAAGCCAGCUUCCACCCCUGCUGUGCUCAUCGUGAGAAGUUAUCAAGAUAUUCUGUGUGAAGGGUUAAGAUAAGCCAGCUAGCAACUAACCCAGGUGUCUUACCCCAGUACUCAAGCAAGCCACAUACGUUUAAACUCAGGGUCAGCAGUCAGACUCAUUUCAAUGGCAAGGGUUCAUCUGGCUUUUUGUGACAGUUGCACUGUUGACGAUUCAUCGAAGCUUGCUCUUGCAACCGCCAUUCAGGGCGGGUUGCGAGUGAAAUUCAACGCUAUUCUAACCCUUAAGGAAACCUUCAUUUUCGUGUGUCACGAUGAUGCUGAAGCUGAGAAGCUACUUACUACUGAUGUCACCACAACUCUUACUGCUCGAGGAUUUACUGUCAUGUCCUCUCCUGCUCUUAGGGCAAGGAGAUCAGUAUUCCUCAAAAAACUAGAUAAGCUCCUCACCUCGCAACCAAUUUCUGAACUCAAGACAUCUAUUGAAAAUCAAAACUCAUUGGCCACUGUCGACAGCAUCACAAAAAUACCAAAUGCUUCGUGCAUGCUCAGUCACCUUCACUGAAGUGAACAUGGCAGCUACUGCUUUGGCUGACGGUCUUGCUGUUUACUAUUACUUCGUCAGCCCCACUUACAUCGAAGCUGAAAGGUUUCACUACAUCCAACACUGCUGGAACUGUUAUUCGUAUCUGCACAACACCAAGGCCUGUCCAGUUAAAGACAAGAAGUUCUGCACAACAUGUGGCAGUGAGGGCCACGCUUUUAGUUCCUGUACUGCCUCUGCUCCAUCUACACCAACCUGUUUGAACUGCAAAAGCAACGAUCACUACACUCUUGUAGCAAAAUAUCCUACUCGAAAGGACAUUAUGAAGAAAACUCAAGAUGCAACACAGAAAAAAUUAUCUUCCAAGUCGCGAUUGCAAAAUUGCAGGCAGAUACAACAUAACUCCUCCAGGCUUCCACUCAACCGGCCUCCACCACCACCGUCACUCCUCCAGCAUGUGACCUAACAAAGAUCCACUAUUAUCUACUAUAUGCUCAUAUGCAAAACUUGGCAGUACCUGGCUCCUUCACACCACUAUAAACGAGUUAUUUGCCAUGAACAACAUGCCAACGUUUGUCUUUCUAGCCUCUCCACCUUCGGCCGACAUUCUCAAAUUCACGAAAGACUUAGUAGCCACCUCUGCUUCUACUUCUCCAGUAACUCCACCACCUCUACCAACUAGAGACGUCACUCCAACAACACCCAAUGAGACGCCUAUACUACCAUCACUCCCCAAGGAAACUCACCAAUCAGAAACCUUCUUGCCACCAGCAACAUCCUCCUCGUCUAUUGAAGCCGACGUAGAAUCUUCACCUCCAUCUUCAUCACCGCCAGCUAAGAGGGCAAAACCCACGCCAACAACACCAUCUUAUGACUCUCGACUUGAUACAAUUCCUGCUGACGAUGCAGAUUCUUAUUUUAAAUGGCGUGGAAUUACCUUCUAUACCACAGCUCAACAGGGUCAUGAAAUGCGGUUAUGUGAAUUGCACAAGCACCUUACCAACAUGACUGUCAAGUAUACCACCGAUCCUUCUUUCGGCUGUAAUGGUUUCAUUCCGCUUCCUACUCUCCUAGAUGCCAUUCAAGAUGACUCUCGAAAUCCCCGUAAGAAACACUUGAAGACACGUCUCAUGAUCCUCCCUAUCCAACGUUUUAAACGUCUUGAAAAUGGAUCUGCUGUCAGUAAGCUUUAAGUUAUUGUAAAACAACGUCACAACUCGAAGUAAACACCUAACUCCAUAAUCGACCAAUCACCGUGCAGCUCCUCCCUUGUCGUCGAAAGCCACCUAUCACCAGCAAGUUUAACUUCUCUCCCAUCAUGCAAGAUGCAGUCAGCCUCUGCAGUGUUCCUGUGCCUUCUACUUCGUCCUCCUCAGUGUUUUCAAGGCUUAGCGGUUGUCUGUGAUAUUUAGCAUUCUGAUAUUUAAUAUUCUUAUAUCACACGAAGACAGUGUGAUAUAAGGUUAAAUAAAUUUACUGAUAAAAGUCA
Cherax quadricarinatus is the source of this 2537-nucleotide messenger RNA. NCBI's taxonomy places the organism in Eukaryota, Metazoa, Arthropoda, Malacostraca, Decapoda, Parastacidae. The record is from RefSeq and is a predicted model, not a curated record.